GAGAAUAAAUGAUUGGCGUGACGAGACACCGGUCAAGGAAUAUCAGUACAUAGGUACCUAGGCAUGUGCGGUCAAACUACGGCGUGUAACUUCAGUGGUCUAAGCUUAGCGGAAUCAGCUGAUAGCAUGUGUUAACGGUCUAAACAGCCCCCCAGAUUCAGCCACAAAACCUACCUCCUAGGUACCAUCUAGUUGAGAUUGCCGUCAUCCUUACAAGGUAUUACUUAGGUACUUCCCUAUUUCCUGCCGCACCAGUUCCUGACACCAUAAACCUAAACUAAACAUCAACGUUCGCAUCCACCAAUACGAUACACUCAUUGACCCUCGAAUUAUCGGUGUCGCUUUCGAAUUUCGCGAUUUGUGUUGUUUGUCGCAAAGUAGAAGUGGACCAUGGCCGUAGGAUUGUCUAACAGUCGCCAUGCCGCUGAUGAAGAAGCUCGUGCUGAAGUUGAUGUGCUCAACUCGCGACUAGAGAAGACAACCCAAUUGACCAAGAAGAUCCAGGCAUGUCUAGGAAGGUUGGAGGCUACCGGCAAGAGUGUGCGAGAUGUGUCAGGUCCCCUCACUGGCGAAACAAAAAAGCUUCAGGUCUUGGGGAACAACAUCGAUGCCGUCAUCGGAGCUAUAGAGAGACUUCGCCAGCCCGCCGAUUCAAAGAAUGACGAAGAAGCAAUUAUCCGCCAGGGGCCCGAGAAGGCCGGUCUAUCCAACUACCUAAACUCCAUUAAACGGUUGAAUAAGGCGUUAGCAGACAUGAAAACCUCAAACCUGCGCGCAAAUCAGCAAACCAUGACUGAUCUCCAACGCUUAAUCAAGUCUGGAAAUACCCAACUCGAGAACUCGUUUGACAAGAUGUUGCGGGCAGAGACACCUCGCUCCAUUGAACCGCUACAAUAUACGACCAAAAAUACGCCGUUCCCCUUAUUGACCCAGGAUAAGAUCUCGCGCCUGAGCCUAAUGAACUCUUAUGUAUCUGGCAACUCUUUGUCCGAGAACCCGCUAAUCAAAAUCUAUGCGGAAGUAAGAGGACAAUAUCUACAACAGACCCUAGUAAACCUGGCAUAUGCAAGCGUGAACACGGCAAAGAAAAAGAGUCCAGAUGCCAUUUAUCGGGCUGGUACCAAUGGAAUUGGCAUGUAUGCGCAGGCAAUGGAAGGUUUAUUCGUUGCCGAAUACGACAACAUCUGCAACAUAUUUAUGCGACAAGACUGGGGACCAGCUUUUCAAAUGACAUGUCAAGCCCCGCUGGCUGAAUUGGCUCGAACGAUUCGAGAACUCAAUAAUCACAUCAAGGCCCAUCUCAACACCGACUGUUAUCUUGCAUACGAAGUCAUUGAGAUAAUGUCUAAUCUGUCCAACAAUAUCGAAGAGCGCACAGGCGAACUUAGAUCUACCCUGGCCGCCGCAUUGAAACCAGUACGCGAGACGGGCAAGUCUUCACUUGCCGAGCUGCUUGAGGAGACGAAGCGGAGAGUGGGGGCAAUUCAAACCCUCCCGUCGGAUGGUUCGCCGGUGCCCGUUGUAUCAGAGACGAUGCAACGCUUGCAAACCAUGGUUGACUUCCUUCGGCCAAUAUCCAGCAUUAUGAUCUCGCUAGGGGACGGUGGUUGGAGGUCGGCUGCUGCCGCGAACACUAGUAUGGACGGAAUUCCUAGCCUGGCAUCGUUCGACAUUGGUGCCGAUGGGAAGGAGAUUUUUGCGCACUAUUGUACUGAUACGAUAGAUGCGCUAAUGUCGGCGCUCGAGCAGAAAGCAAGGGCAUUGCUAAAAGGAAAGUCCAUUUGGGGUGUGCUUUUAGCGAACAGUGUCACUAUCAUUGAACGCAUGAUUCGGGACUCUGACCUCAAACCAAUCUUAGAAGGCAAGCUCGGCGCCUUAGAGGGCUGGCGCAAAAAGGCGAAGGCCUACUAUGCUGAGGCAUGCAAAGAUGUAUCGAUGCACUUAUUUGACGUAAUCCACACGAAUCGGACCCAACGGCCGCCUUAGCAUGGAACGAGAAGUGAGACAAAUGUUGGCCAAGGACAUGCAGCAGAUGCUUGAGCCUCUUUACAAUCGCUUCUGGGACCGGUACCACGAGAUAGACAAGGGCAAGGGCAAGUACGUCAAGUAUGAUAAGUCGUCGAUCGCUGCUGUCUUCCUAAGCCUCUAUUGAUAAAGAAUGCCGAGACAUCUGCCGACCAGGUUAAAGCCUGCCGAGCCGUUUGAGCGUCGCGAAAUAUUCCAAACAGGCACAGGCCUUACACCAGGUUUGUAUGUGGCGAUCAUCAUAUGAUUUGCUCGCGAUGCUACAGCAUAACAGGCAGGGUCGCAGCU
Messenger RNA from Daldinia loculata, 2313 nucleotides. RefSeq names its product Cullin repeat-like-containing domain protein. The transcript has 3 exons. Gene Ontology annotation, biological process: exocytosis. Gene Ontology annotation, cellular component: exocyst. The record is from RefSeq and is a predicted model, not a curated record. The annotation marks the transcript as partial. Gene Ontology annotation, molecular function: phosphatidylinositol-4,5-bisphosphate binding. Lineage: Eukaryota; Fungi; Ascomycota; Sordariomycetes; Xylariales; Hypoxylaceae.